AUUUAACGUCUCUCUGUUCUGCUCUGUUCUCUGCUAUCUGUGUCCACCAACGGUUCAGAACAAUAGGAGAGUCUUGAUCUUUGUAUAUAUUCUCGCGCUGUAGGAUUUCUUCAAAGUAUAUUUUUAUAAAUUGUAAAAUUCUGAGAAAUUGUAUUAAAAAUGUGUGACGAUACCAUUUGCGUUGCUCUACGCAUCCGUCCAUUAGUGGAAAGCGAAAUUGAGAAGGGAUGUCAAAUGUGCUUGAAUGUUGUUCCUGGAGAACCACAAAUUCACAUAUGUAAUACUGAUAAGGCAUUUACAUAUAAUUAUGUUUUUCCUCCUGAUGUUGGACAGGAAGAUUUUUAUAAUAUAGCUGUUAAACGAUUGAUAGAUAAUAUUUUUCAAGGCUAUAAUGUAACAAUAUUGGCAUAUGGACAAACUGGAAGUGGUAAAACUCAUUCUAUGGGCACCAACUAUGUAGGAAUGGGAGAGAAGGGUAUAAUACCAAGAGUUACCCAUGACAUAUUUGAAAGAAUUAAAUCGAAGGAAGACUGGAGUUUUAAAGUAGCUGUGUCGUUCAUGGAACUAUAUCAAGAACAACUGUAUGAUCUGUUAUCUGAUAAGCAGAGAAGCCAGUCCAUUGUAGAUAUCAGAGAAGAUGGAAAAAGUAUAAAAAUCGUUGGCAUUACUGAAAAAGAAGUUGUAAAUGCUCAAGAGACACUAAAAUGUUUGACUCAGGGUGCUAUGGGUCGUGUAACUGGCGCGACUGCCAUGAAUGCACAUAGUAGUCGUAGUCAUGCAAUAUUUACAAUAUGCAUACAUCAACAAAAGAAAAAUGAUCCAAAUACUGCAACAGUUGCAAAAUUUCACCUAGUCGAUUUAGCGGGCUCGGAACGUAGUAAAAAGACUCAAGCCACGGGAGAACGAUUUAAGGAAGGUGUGAAUAUAAAUAAGGGAUUGUUAGCUUUGGGCAAUGUAAUUUCCCAACUCGGUGAUGGUGCUCCUGGAACAUACAUUGGAUAUAGAGACAGUAAACUAACAAGAUUAUUACAGGAUUCUCUAGGUGGUAAUUCCAUGACUCUUAUGAUUGCCUGUGUCAGUCCUGCUGAUUAUAACUUGAAUGAAACUCUUAGCACAUUGAGAUAUGCGGAUCGCGCACGUAAGAUAAAAAAUAAGCCGAUCGUAAAUCAAGAUUCGAAGAUAGCUGAGAUAAAUCGAUUGAACAAAAUAGUUCAGGAUUUGCGACUAGCUCUUAUAAAUCAAGAACUCGGCAUAACGUGUCCUAAGGAACAUGAAGAACUCGAAGAAAAAUAUAGUACAUUGCAGCAAAAAUUUAGAGAUAUGACAGAGAAACUAAAUUUGAAUUUAGGAGAAAUCGUUGUCAUGCAUGAACGAGCGGAGAUGGCUGAACAAGCCCGAGAAAAGAUCAGAUCCUCCAUGGCAACAUUAUUGGAUGAAUUUAAUCAAAUUUUACAAGAUCUUAAUGAUUGUCCUGAAAUUAACAACGAAAGAUAUAAUAUAUUAAAAGCAAUAUAUGAAAAAAUGUUAGAUAUCCAAAAUGAUGAAAGAAAAGCAUCUGAAGAACUUAUUAAUCAUGAAAUAUCUAAUUCUAAAAACUGUGUGAUGCAUAUGGAAGAAAGUGCAGAAUGUACAGAGCAGAUAGAAGAAUUGAAUAAUAUUGAAGACAGUUUAGAUUAUUUUGAUAAGAAAGAGGAAGAACAUACGUUGCGGCAAGCGGAACGAAAUAACGAAGUUCAAAAUAUUAAUAAGGAGCUAGCGCUGAAAGAAAGUCUUGUAUCUGAACUUUUGAAGAAUGCUACACAGCAAGCAGCAGAGAGCCGAAAGAAUGUUGCGGAAAUGGAACAAGAACUUAAACGGCUACAUGUGGAAAAAGAAGAACAGUUACAAGCAGUACAUGCGCACAAUGUCAGUUCUAAAUUAGCUGAAACACGUCGUAAAAAAGUGCAAGAAUUAGAAAAAAAAAUAACGGAACUAACGCGUAAGUGCAUGGAACAAAACAAAAUAAUCAAGAUAAAGGAAAAACAGGAUCAUAGGGUCAAAACUCUUUCCAAUGAGAUACAAUCGCUAAAAGAGACUCGAGUUAAGCUUAUCAGGCAAAUGCGUAUUGAUGCGAAUAAUUUUACAAAGUGGAAGCAAUCUAAAGAAAAGGAAAUUAAUAGACUGAAAGCUCAAGAUCGUAAGCGUGCUUGUGAAAUGGUACGCAUGAAAAUGCAACAUAAUAAACAGGAGAAUGUCUUCAAGAGAAAAAUGGAAGAAGCUUUUGCAGUUAACAAAAGAUUAAAGGGUGCAUUGGAGAUGCAGAAAAAAGCGAUGCAGCGACAAGAAAAGAAAGCCAACAGCAAAGAUGACGUAAAAACAUGGAUAGCUCAGGAAUUCGAAGUGUUGAUGGCCACCAUAGAAGCGAACUAUUCUCUUGAGAGACUGAUGCAAGAUAGAGCUUCCUUGGUGCAUCAAUUAGAGCAAUUUAAAAAAAAUGACGAUUCGAACGAAGAGGAACUUGCAACUGUCACCGAAUUCAUAGAGCUGCGUAACGCACAAAUUGCAGAUUUGCAACAAAAAAUCCUCGAAUCAGAUCAAGGUAAGAUACCUGAGAUUGAAAAAUAUCAGAAUUUGGAAACACGAUUAGAAAAGUAUAAGAAACUGGAAGAAGAAAGCAAAAUCUCUUCACAAAGUACAUCUGACGCGUCUUCCAGUGAUGUCGAAGGUUCGACAAAACAGAUUUUGACCGAGAAUAAUUCUAGCAAUGAAAACAAGAGAUCAUGGUCCAAGAAAGAAAGAACAGUACCAAUAGAAAUCGAUGAUAGUUUAACGAUAGAAGACGAUGUUAACAAAGAUCCCGAUUGGAGGAGCACGCCGCUUUAUAAUCGCAUACAAAAGUUACAGAAUAAAUCCAAGCUCUCAGUUCAACGAUUGACUUUUAAAAUAGAGUCCAAUGACAUAAAGUGUGCAUGUAAAACAAAAUGUUCCACACGGGUAUGUACGUGCCGCAAAAACAACGUUACUUGCAACAAUUGUAACUGUAAUCCAGAGCAGUGUCAAAAUAAAGAUAAAGAAAACUUGCGUACUACAUUGUUUUCGGAUAUCAUGGAAAACGAAUCAACAUGCGAUAGAUCAUGGUCCAAGAAAGAAAGAACAGUACCAAUAGAAAUCGAUGAUAGUUUAACGAUAGAAGACGAUGUUAACAAAGAUCCCGAUUGGAGGAGCACGCCGCUUUAUAAUCGCAUACAAAAGUUACAGAAUAAAUCCAAGCUCUCAGUUCAACGAUUGACUUUUAAAAUAGAGUCCAAUGACAUAAAGUGUGCAUGUAAAACAAAAUGUUCCACACGGGUAUGUACGUGCCGCAAAAACAACGUUACUUGCAACAAUUGUAACUGUAAUCCAGAGCAGUGUCAAAAUAAAGAUAAAGAAAACUUGCGUACUACAUUGUUUUCGGAUAUCAUGGAAAACGAAUCAACAUGCGAUUAGAAAAAAGAAUAAUAAUUAUUUCUUUUUAUAAUCGUGAGAAGUAUAUGUACAUUUAUCUAAUGGAGAGUGUGUUUAAUUUAAAUAUUGUAUAUAAUUUCUCAUAUUAUGGACACAUUAAUUUUAUUUUCCAUAAUUUUUUCUUGUUCUAUUUGUAUGCUUGUCCGUUGGUUUCUCAUAGUUUUUACACUUUUAUAUUAAAUGCUUCAGGUUUUGUAAUUGUCUAGAGAUGAAUAUAUCUCUUGUAUUUUAUAUUGUGAUAAUUAAUCAAUUAUAAAUAGUGACACUACAUAUAUCAAUAUUUCACAGUUCAAUAAUUGUAAAUAUGAUAAUGACAUAAUACAGAGACUGACAAUAGUGAAAAA
Molecule: messenger RNA, 3827 nt
Organism: Formica exsecta
Lineage: Eukaryota; Metazoa; Arthropoda; Insecta; Hymenoptera; Formicidae
Gene: Klp3A
Product: chromosome-associated kinesin KIF4
Exons: 15
Coding region: 160-3465 (1101 amino acids)
Biological process (GO): microtubule-based movement; mitotic spindle organization
Molecular function (GO): microtubule binding; microtubule motor activity; ATP binding
Source: RefSeq, a predicted model, not a curated record